Epinephelus fuscoguttatus (brown-marbled grouper) is the source of this 6574-nucleotide messenger RNA. RefSeq lists its product as uncharacterized. Bases 1930 to 4017 code for a protein of 695 amino acids. The record is from RefSeq and is a predicted model, not a curated record. NCBI's taxonomy places the organism in Eukaryota, Metazoa, Chordata, Actinopteri, Perciformes, Serranidae. The transcript has 2 exons.
AUCUGUCUCCGAGGAGCGUUGGCAUGCAGAUGCAUCUGCCACGGCGUGAAAAAUUGAUCGAUUUAUCGAUUUGGCAAAAUCUGUGCAGUCAUUAUGACCGUCUGUGGCCGAAAUAGGUAGAAAUGAUCACAUUCUCAAUGCCUUUUGUCCAGUUUGCUUAAAUGACGUUUUAAAUGAAAAUACAGACAUUUUCUCAUACCUGUAGUGCUACUCAUCAGUCGAGGUUGUUUUGGUGUGAAUUGCAAAUUAUUGGAGCUAUCAGCUGUAGAGAUGUCCACCUUCUCUCCAGUACAAUGGAGCUAGAUGGCACUCAGCUUGUGGUGCUCAAAGUGCCAAAAAUAAAAAUAAAAAAAUAAAAAAAAAUUGAAAAACCCAACAGCAAUUUCUGUCCUUCAGAAAUCAUGACCUGUUUACUCAAGAUAAUCCACAGACCUUGUUGUGAGCAGUUUCAUGUAGGAACUACUUUCUUUGCUAGCUCACGUAGCCCUACUGAGCUAGCUAACAUUACGCACAACGUGAUUUUGCUAAGUAGAACAUGCUCCUGGAUCAACAUCCCCACUGUUGCCAACUCUUCAAUAAGAAAAGGAGCUACUGGCUGUCCUAAAAGUCGCUAGUAGUCGCUAAAUGAUGUCAUCGCCUAAUUUGCAUAAUUGGCCAUGUGCAUGUACUUGUAAUGGACGCUGUAGGAGAGAGUAAUACCGUUGUGGGAGAGACACAAAGUGAGUGAAAAACACCCUGAGUAUGUUUACAACUACAAAUGAACUUUCUUUCAUCUGCUCUGACUGCAGCUGGGAGGGACUGCUGCGUGAGGCCUGUGAGUGCUUUGGAACAGGGAAGGGGCCCACGGCAGCACCCACUGCUCGUUGAGUACACACACACACACACACACACACACACACACACACACACACACACACACACAGGUGAGCACACUAGGCGUUGUCACCUAAAUGACAAAUUCCAGCACUUGCUGCUCCUGCCCCCUCGGCCCAUAUCAGGAUCCACUACUGUCGGGAUGUAUCAGAUCAGUCCGAUCAGCCGUCCAAUCAAUAACCGAUAUCCAAUCAGGGGGUGUGUCGGUCGGUAAAAGACUUCCACUAAAGGCUGCACUUGUGUAUCCUCACUUCCCUCUCCUCUGAAAGCCUCCUCUCUCCUCAACUCCUCCGAGUGCAUUUAACCAACUGAGAUGUCCUACAAGAUGGCACGUCUCGAUCCAUUUCCAGGUCAAGUGACAGAGGAUAGAGGAGUCGAGGAGGGAUACUGGAAUGAGGUCUAGAGUCACUCACUCUACCUACAUACUUUGUAAAUACAUGUACUGCUGUAUUUCAAUAAACCAAGCCAGAAAAUAGCACUAUCAGUUUUAUUUUAUGCCGCUCGCGAUGUGGCCUAGGCUGCCGUUGUGCCAAGCUAGCGUGUUAGCUAUCUAACUUGUAUGCUGCUGGUGGGCUGUUGUUGUCAUCCAAAUGCCAAAACCACUUGUACAGUUAAUUAUUACAGUGAGCAUUUUUUGAACAUGUUUCACUGUCAGAACAGAAGACAAAAACAGGCUCCUCAUUUUUAGUCAGCUGUUGCAGCAGAGUGACAGUCUCUGGGAUAUUUGAUCAGCAGGAGCCAACUGGUGUGAAUUUCCACCUGUUUUCCACCUGUUUUUAAUGUCACACAGUGUGCUGCCGGUGCUUAGCAACGGUUGCUAAGCUGCAGUCAUUUGGUUAGGGGGAGGAGUUAAGCAGGCAGGUAACUGCUUGGUGAUGACAUCACCUUCUAGAAUGUCUUUCUGAAAUAUGCCUUUGUGACAUCACGUUACAAUUUCUGACACUUAGUAAGUACAAGCCCAGGUCUCAGCUCUGUAAGACGCGCAUCGCAUUGCUGUUACGUGUUGAGGACACAUUACUAGACCGCACAAUCCUACUCAUCGUCGUUUUAGAUAAAAUGGCAGCAUCACAGAGAGCAGAGGCGUCCCAGUUUGGAAUGGACCAACUUCGUCCUUUAGUGGACAGAUUUUUCCAGCGGCUGUCAGGAGCACAGCUUCAAAUGAUUAAGGAUCAAAUACCAGAUAAUGCCACAAUAGCUAUGUUGGCAGAGCUGCUGAUAGAUAUAUUGGUAUAUCUGACAGACUCCUUUGUUGCCAAUGUGACAGCUUAUAGACCGAUACCUAAGGAGCAUAUUGUGUCCACAAUGGGCAACGCAGUCCCAGAGGCUUUUGCUCAAGUUCUGGGCGUAGACAUAACAGACCCUGACGUCAGCUCACAGAGCUUGACUAAAAUCAUGUCUGAGGAGGUGUCUAAAAGCGUCAACUCCGCCAUCACGGCGAGCCGAGAUGCAGAGAGUCAGUGUAUGUCUCGCAUGACUCCCUCUUGCAGACUUAAUGACAUGGUUAAGCACGCUCGAUCCAUGAUACAGUCAUUCCUCUGCCAAAUGAAAUCAUUUUUUUGCCUGUCUCAAAAAUCUUCACCUGGAGAUCUAGAGAUUGUGGACAAAGAGGAUGAUGGUGAUCAUGAUGAGAGCCUGACUGACACAAGGAAAUCAGAGGACAGUGCAUUAUCUGUACAGGUAAGAAGCCAGACUGACUCAAGGAAAUCAGAGGACAGUGCAUUAUCUGUACAGGUAAGAAGCCAGACUGAUUCAAGGAAAUCAGAGGACAGUGCAUUAUCUGUACAGGUAAGAAGCCUGACUGACUCAAGGAAAUCAGAGGACAGUGCAUUAUCUGUACAGGUAAGAAGCCAGACUGACACAAGAAAAUCAGAGGACAGUGCAUUAUCUGUACAGGUAAGAAGCCAGACUGAUUCAAGGAAAUCAGAGGACAGUGCAUUAUCUGUACAGGUAAGAAGCCUGACUGACUCAAGGAAAUCAGAGGACAGUGCAUUAUCUGUACAGGUAAGAAGCCUGACUGACUCAAGGAAAUCAGAGGACAGCUCAGACAGUAGAAAAUCUCAAGUCCAGAAAAUAGUGUCUCAGGAGCUGGGAGAUGUCUUAGAUACUUUACUGGAUGAUGCCUCUGACGCUGAGCGUGAUGUGUUGCUACGUGACACCUUACAGGAGAGUGAUAGUGUCGUGAGUGACAUCAGCGAGUCUGCUGGUGCAGCAGUUGGGGCAGAUAAAAGCCUAAGACCCAAAAUAACUCUUCUGUUGGCUAAACAGUAUGCCAAACAGUUAAUACAUCGGGCCGCAAGAAAUCUUAAGAAAAUAUUCUUGCCCAACAGGAAAGUGAUCAGCAAAGAAUCACUGCAAUCCUUUGCUGACACUGUGUCUGAACUGCUCCGACCAGAGGGUGGUGAGAAACAGCCAGCUGGAGAUGAAGCCUUGCAGUUAGAAAAACUGCGACAUAUUGCAGAAGGUAGAGACCUAGUCUUUACAGAGGCACUGAGGAGUCUCCUUUCUGAUUACACCAUCGAGGGGAUGACUCCACAGAGUGCGCUUAGACCAUUUAGAAAUACAAUGGGCAACAUCAGGUGGUCUACUUCCAGGGCAGUGUGGCGUUUUCAGGUACUGCUGAAGUGGUGGAUGACGUAUCAGACUGGCAUCCAUUGUGACAAUGUCAUGAAGGCUUUAAAUGCCACUGGGACAGGUGCUGAAUCGGUGCUCCGUUUAACACCAGACCAGGAUUCAGAGACAGAGAAAAACAAACUCACUGUCCGAGUACUUGCUGAAAAGUUUGUCACAAGAGUCUUUAAAAAAGCUAAGGUCGACAUCAGAUGUGAAGACCUCUGUGUCUACACUGACCGCCUUGUCAGUAAAAUGUGGGCUGAGGUUGAGGGAGCAGAUAUUUAUAUCUCCCCAGAAACUUUUAAAGGCCUCGACAAGGCAGUUUUUAAGGACUUGUGUAAAUCCUGGGGCUGUGCUGAGCUUGUUCUGCUGAGAAUGAACCAAGGAGAACAAGAAAUCAAUUGCAUAGCCGGCACCUUUGCACACCAUCUGAUGACGCCACCGAAGCAACGAAGUGCCAUCUGCAGGUUCUUUUCCAGUCUGGGCCAAGCUAUCUCUAAGCCCUUCACUUCAACCAGGGUCACUUCCAUUUAGUUGACAUCUGACAGGAUUCAUGUUGGAGGAAAAAACUGGCGUGAGGCCUUUUUCCUCCAACAUGAAUGCAAUAGAGAGCUCAUGUCCUGCCUCCCAUCCAGGUUACCCCCAGGUUACCUUUUGGACACAUGUGAGACAGGACUUGAGCUCUCAGGACCACCUUGGUAGUCAGCAGCACAAUCUCACAGGUGAGGGUUUGAUUCCCUGUCCUGAGUCUUUGUGAGUUUGUGUGUUGUCUACCUAGGUAGUACGGGUUUUCUCCGGGUGCUCCGGUUCGCCCGUUUUCUUCAAGCCAUGCAGCAAAAGCUAAUUGGUUUCAUGUUUUUACAAUUCGAUCAUAACAAUUACAUCAAUUAAAAAAAAACUAAAUUGAUCUUAUGUCUCUUGUCAUUAUCUGUCAUAGCUGUAAAUAUUCAAGUCAGGCUGAACUUCUGUUGAUUCAGUUUCACUCAGGUUAAAGGUUUUGUGUAGAAAAUACAGAGAAAAGACUGAUCUUUUGUUUAUUUUUAAUGUGAAAGGCAGUUUUUUAGCAUGAAAGUUUGCUUUUGAUACUUGAACUAUGUUUUUCUGAGAUCACCCUUUGUAGCAAGGUUCUGUUUCAAAAGAAAAACAAUAGACUACAAGAAUUCAAAAUAUUAGAUCAAUUCAUUUCUCUUAGAGUGUGUCAGUGAUCAGUUUGGCUGACUGCUGAGCAGAUGUUGUCAAGUUUUUCAUGACUGAGUAAGUCAUCCUGUUCACACGAUCUUUUUCUGGACCAAAAGGAACUUUCUGGCACCAACAGCACGCGACAGUCACCGCCGGUCUGAACCUGAAGGUUUCGUGAAAUUAACAAAACAGGAAAGUAGACGGUCUGGCCUUCAAAUUAAAAGUAUAGAAAUUGUCGUUUAAAACAUGACUGUUUUGAUCCAUCAGCAGUCUACAAAAGAAAACAGACUUGAACAUUUAAAAAAACAACAACGUUAUACUCCCACAAGAUCAGGCCCCCACCACCAGACCAGAGGCCAUAAUAAAAGCAAUGGCAUCACAUAUUAAUAAAAUUCAGCUAUACAUGUCUGCACACAUGUGAAUGUGCGCAUCUGAAACAUAUCUAACCCACAACAGACUGUGAAAUAUUUCCCAUGUAGCUCCUUUUUCUGAUGCCGCAUACGAGGAAAUGUUAGAAGACAGAGCUCAAUAAUCGUCCACCUUGAUGCAGGCAAGGAAAAACAUAAAUAACCAAAUUGAAAUAGUCAGAUGCAUGUGUCACCUGGUAGGUUAGUUUAGGUGAACAGGGGAGCUCAUGCACUUUCUUGACCUGGGAAAAUAGUGUGCCAAAUAAUUAUAAUGAACACUAAUAUAACAACUGAUUACAUUUGAACAGAUUGCGAAGCCCCUUAGGAGCACUUUUCACCUCAUGCUGUUGUCUUUGCAGUUCACUGACUGCAGUUAAUAAGUCAACAGUGUUGUGUCACACACGGUGGAGUGAACCUUGACAUGCACAACAUGUUUCACGCAGGAUCUGUAACAUGUAACACAUGUUGGUUACACAAAAGGCGAACCCAUCAGUCCAAGAGUCUGUUGUGUGACUGACAUUGAUCUGAAACUACAGAUCAAUGUUCCAAUAAAUAAAUAAGACUGCAGAGCGCAAUCACUGCAUGUGUUUUUCAUUCCUUUUCUCUGUUCCCUCCUAUCAGACGUUAAAAGAAUAAUGAGGCCAGGAAAUAGGAGAAAUCCCACAAAGCACUGGGUGAGGAACAUCUGCAACAGUUUGCAUACUAGUUUACAUCUCCAUUGUUUUCCCUACUUGUUGCCAAGCACUCAGCAAAAGUGCUGUGACCAACUGUGCUGGUUGCAUAAUUCACCCUGACACAUCUGGUGUCAUCGGAAACUAUGGGAUGUUGACUGGAAGUCAAAGUUGAUGUGCUGGCUGCUGGUGGAGAAGAAGGGAGGACAGAAGACAGUAUAAUAAAUAUGAAAUGUCAGAUGAUUUUUUUUUUUAAAAUUGUUGUUGCUUUAUCAGCCGAAUUACAGGCAACCACUGUGUUGUUAAGAGGAGUUGACGAAACUCUACAUUAGAUCAACACUUUCCCAUGUGGAUCCAUCAUUAAGGAAAAAUGAGCGUUUUUAAGAUGAGAUCUGGCACAUUGCAUUGAGCAAAGUUUAUUUUCUUGGGAACUGUCAAUAUAUUAUACAUUAGAUUUUUUUCUUUUCUUAAUUGACAUUUCUUUGGGUGGUUUAAGUCACUUACCAGGACGCAUGAAUCAGUUUUGGUCAAAUUAAACUCAAUCCCCUCCCGCUCACAGCUGACUUGCACUGACACCUGAACCAGCUGUAAACGUUGAAUUUGUUAAAACAAAAGCCGCUUGAUGCAUUUGAUUCAAGCCGAAAAGAAGUUUGGCCCCUAACGGCCCAGAACAACAUCUCUAAUUAAGUUUUAGCACGACGCCGCUGCGGUAAAACAACAAUUAGCAGAUUUUUGAUCGCAGUUUGGCGACGCCGGAAAAAACUUCAUACUGCUGUCGUUCACAGAACCAACCGGAGUCUAACAUUUGUUGUUUGUGAGUUUAAAGUUAUUAAA